This is a messenger RNA of Corythoichthys intestinalis (scribbled pipefish), 8340 nucleotides long. It is a transcript of the gene slc37a3, whose product is annotated as solute carrier family 37 member 3. Gene Ontology annotation, molecular function: transmembrane transporter activity. The transcript has 17 exons. Gene Ontology annotation, biological process: transmembrane transport. Gene Ontology annotation, cellular component: endoplasmic reticulum membrane. The coding region runs from base 507 to 1955 and encodes 482 amino acids. Lineage: Eukaryota; Metazoa; Chordata; Actinopteri; Syngnathiformes; Syngnathidae. The record is from RefSeq and is a predicted model, not a curated record.
GUAUGACAUCCCUGCCCUGGUCCUCAUUCGAUGUCCAUUCAGAAGCCUGAGACAGCUUUACUGUGAAUUCCAAGCUCGGACACAACCGCACAAAUCCACUACUUCCAGAAGAUGGCGCCAUUUAAGCCCAACCUGUGUCCGACUGCCGAUUACGAACGACUGGAAAAAGGUUCCAGUCGGAUUCCGCGCACGCCUGCUUCACUUCCCAGGAAUUCCUGUGCAGGGCUGCUAUGCUUCAUGAGCACAGAAAUCAGGCACGUGACAAGAGUGGAUGAGCAGUCCAAGCGAGGAUCUGUGCAAAUUGACAACAUAUGUACAAAAGGCCAGCAGGUAGCGGUAGAAUCCCAGCCAAGGGUGUUCCCCGAAGUGACGUCAUAUGACGUCGCCGCACAGUAAACACCGUUUGUGGCCGAAGUGAACAAUCGGCGAGCUAGCUUAAACAUCGUCAAGCGGGAAGCACCCUGAAGAUCCCUACUUCCUUGAAUUUGAUAUUCUCCUCCCCUGUGAUGCCUCCCUCAUGCUGUGGCUACCUGUCACAGUACACCCAUCAUCACCUGGUUGCGUUCCUCCUCACCUUCUUUAGCUAUGUUUUCCUGCACGCGUCCAGGAAGACGUUCAGCAACGUGAAAGUGAGCAUUUCCGCCCAGUGGACGCCUUCUCCUCAAAAUGGCAGCGCUCCCGCGUUCUCACCUGGCGAGACAUGGGAGAAAAACCGUCUGUUUGAGAAUGAAGAACAGGCGACGCUCUUUCUGGGGGCGCUGGACUCCAUUUUUCUAUUUUCUUAUGCUGUGGGUUUGUAUCUGAGUGGCGUGAUUGGCGACAGAGUCAACCUGCGCUAUGUGCUGUGCUUUGGCUUGUGUGGUUCCGCUGCUGUGGGCUUUAUUUUCGGGACGUUGACCGAGUGGCUCCACAUCUACAACGUCUACCUAUACUGCGGCCUUUGGGUGCUGAACGGCCUGCUGCAGUCCACCGUCUGGCCCUGCGUGGUCGCCGUCAUGGCCAACUGGUUCGGAGAGACUGGGAGUGGCUUCGUGUUCGGUUUAUGGAGUGCGUGCGCGUCAGUGGGGAACAUCCUGGGCGCUUUUUUAGCGUCCAGCGUACUGAAGUAUGGCUACGAGUACGCCUUCCUGGUGACGUCCAUGGUGCAGUUUGCCGGCGGAGUCGUGCUCUUCUUCGGGCUGCUUACUUCUCCAAAUGAAGUCGGUCUGAGUUCGGAUUGUCAGACGAGGCACGAUGUCGACACUCACAGGCCUCUAAUAAACGACGAAGAGGAAGAACAUGGGGAACGACGGCGAGAGCCUUCUAAAGCUGUCGGGUUCUUCCAAGCUUUCUGCCUGCCCGGAGUUCUGCCGUACUCUCUGGCGUAUGCGUGUCUGAAGCUGGUGAACUACUCGUUUUUUUUCUGGCUUCCUUUCUACUUGAGCAACAACUACGGGUGGAAGGAGGCCGAGGCGGAUCGGCUGUCCAUGUGGUAUGAUGUCGGAGGGAUCGUCGGCGGAACUGUACAGGGUCUCGUAACCGACUUCUUGGGAAAGCGAUCCCCGGUGAUAGCGUUAAGUCUCACACUCGCCAUGGCUUCUCUGGUGGGAUACAGCCAUUCGCCCAACGACAAGACCUCCAAUGCCGUCCUGCUGGCUAUCACCGGCUUCCUGAUCGGCGGUCCGUCGAACAUGAUCAGCUCCGCCAUAUCUGCCGAUUUGGGGCGACAAGAAGCGAUUAGGGGCAGUCGGGAAGCUCUGGCGACAGUCACCGGCAUCGUUGACGGCACUGGAAGUAUCGGAGCUGCUGGAGGACAAUACCUGGUGUCCCUCAUCGAGAGCAAGUUGGGUUGGGUAGCUGUGUUCUACUUCUUCGUGGUCAUGACAGGGACCAGCAUUAUGUUUAUCUCGCCACUUAUCUUGAGGGAAGUCCGCACCAUGUGGAGGGAGCGACAGACACGACAUCACCAGCUCUGAGACGCCUUCUUUUAGCAUCUGGAGGUGAGUUCCUGUCCUUCCUCCACCACCUUGGACAGCAUCCUCUAUAAAAGACUGACAUGGCCACGGAAGUAGACCCGUUGUACAUAAUUUUUGAAAUUCUUGUAAAUACUUGAAAAUAUUGCACUGUUGUCUUACAUGCAGUUCGGGCUUGCACAUGCAGGAUUAGAUUAUGUCAAUAACGCACUGUAGUGAAUGUUUCAAUGGCAGUGAAUGAGUUGAAAAUGUUCCACAAAAGGGUUCCGCUUCUGAAGAAUGUCAUGACUGCAACACUAACUUGUACUUUCAGUCUUAAAACAUUGAUGAUGUAUUAGCGAGAACGAGCACUUAUGAGCACUAAGUGCGCUUUUUCAUGUUCAUUUUAGCUUUAUUUAUAUACAAAUUUCAGCUCGUCCUGUUGAGAAAAGAGCUUUUUUGUUUGUUUUCAAUAAAUGAAGGUUGGAAGAUGGGCGUGUGAGUUUCUGAAGCACCAAGUAAUUAGGACAAUGGGCAGUCGGUAGCUUAGCCUCAAAUGGUACCAAAAAUAAAUGGAUGAUCAAUGUACAACGAGAGAACAAUUGGCUAACUUGCAUAGCAAAAGUCUGCUAGCUUAAAUGGUAUAAAAUACUAAAAAAAGCACAUAUUCCCACAAAAAAAAAAACGACUAAAUAUACCUAUAAACUAAAAUACAAAUGCAUAAAAAAAAUAUUAGCUCAAACAAAAACUUAGCUUAACAGGGAGCAGCUGGAUUCACCCAUAUUAAAUGAGUGAUGUCAUAUUCACGUUUGCCACUGGAGGGCAGUGUUUCUACCCAAAUCAAUAAACUCGAUGCAAACACUUUCAAAACGAACCUUUACAAUGCCGCAAAUGCUCCUAAAUUUCAAUUUCAAUUUAUUCAACAAAAAAAAAAAAAAGAAAUACUUCCCUAGAAGACAAUUCAUAACCUAUGUAUGUUGGAAUUGUUAUAUUUACUGAUCAGAAUACUUUUUAGCCUAUUUUUAAAGAUGGAGAUGGAUUUCAACACUUUUAGAUUUUCGUCGAGCUCAUUCCAAAUCUGGGGGCCUCUAGUUGUAAUGCUCAGGCUGGUGCUAACAAGUCUUCUCUUUUUUCCACUGAUGAGGUCUUUGUUUCUGGUGUUAUGAGUAUGGAGAGGAGUCCAGACUGGAAUGAGCUCAGACAGUCUGCUAUUCAUAUUAUUUACAAUUUGGAACAUUGUACAUGCGUUAUGAAAUGUGUUCAAAUCAGUGAGUCGGAGAAGGCGUAAACUAUAAAAUAAGGAGUGGGUGGGAGCAUUGAAACUAGCCCAGGACAUGGCCCGUACUAUCUUCUUUUGUAGAGUUUCUAAUUUCUUUAGGUGACUGGAGAACGUGUUGCACCAUAUGAUGUAACAGUAGUUGAUAUGGGACUCAAACAAGAUUUUGUACAAGGUAAGAAGUGUGGUUAAAGGGAGAUGGUGUCUUAUUUUGAAGAAUAGUCCAACGUAUUUAGAUAGUGUAGAUAUAAGGUGUUCUAUAUGGCAUUUGAAGUUGAGAGACUUAUCAAUGAAGACUCCCAGGAACUUGGUGGAAUCAACUUGUAAUAAAUUGUCAUCGUUUACUUUCAGACAAAUCCUGUUUGUGUCAACUGCUUUCUUGUUUGAUCUAAAUACAAUGUAAUUGGUUUUGUUGAUGUUGAGGGAAAGUUUGUUGCACCUGAGCCAGCUAUCUUUAUUAACUCUGCGUUUAAAAUAUGCUGUAGGUCUAACGGGUUUUUAUGUGAAAGAAACAAGUUGGUAUCAUCAGCAAACAAAAUCGUGUAGUAUGUCAGAAGAAUUAACAAGGUCAUUAAUGUAAAUAAGAAAAAGUAGUGGGCCUAAAAUUGAUCCCUGGGGGACUCCAUAUUUUAUUUCCUUUUUUUGUGAAACGUGAUUGUUAACACUUACAUAUUGUUGUCGACUGAGUAACUUUUGAACCAGUUGUAUGCUAUUCCUCUAACACCAUAGUGAUGUAUUUUAUCCAGUAAAAUAUUAUGGUCAAUGGUGUCAAAAGCCUUAGAUAAAUCCCAAAAAAUGCCAACUCCAAAGUUGCCUUGCUCAAAGGCAUCAUUAAUUUUUUCAACAAGAUCUAGAAUGGCCAUGCACGUUGAAUUCUUCUUUCUGAAGCCAUAUUGUGAACUGUUUAGAAUGUGAAACUUGUCUAGGUAUUCGCUUAGUCUAUUGUAUACGACUCUUUCGAGUACCUUGGAGAGAGUUGGUAGAACGGCAAUUGGGCGAUAGUUGUUGAUGUUAUUUUUAUCUCCAGAUUUGUACACUGGAGUGAUUCUGGCAAUUUUGGUCUGUUUUGGCACUACACCAUGAAGUAGGGACAAAUUAAUGCAAUGCGCAAGUGGUUUUGCAAUUAUAUGGGCAAUGGGAAUCAUGAUCUUACUGCUUAUUUCAUCUACUGCUGCUGUAUGAGAACUUCUCAGGUUUUUAAUAAUUGUACGGAGUUCAGUGACAUCUGUAGGUCUUUAAAAAAAUGAGUUUAAAUAAUUGCCAGAAAGAUAGUGUUUGUAAAAUAAACCUACAGGGGGUCUGAUUUUGUUUGCAAGUUCCUCACCUAUGGAAAUGAAGUGGUCAUUUAAGUUGUUAGCCAAUAGAGAAAUGUUGCCAUCCAAAGAAUCGGGUAGGACUGGUGACUUCUGGCUUUUGUUUAUGACUUUAUUUAAAAUUGCCCAAGUUUUUUUAGAGUCACCUUGGGCUGCACUAAUAUGUUCUGUAUAAUAGCUACAUUUGCUUUUCCUUAAAAUAUGUGUGAGUUUAUUUCUGUAUCGAUGAUAUUUGUUUUUGUUUUCAUCAGUAGGAUUUUUUAAAUAAGCCUUGUAAAGUUUAUUUUUCUGUUUUAUAGAGUUCAGUAUCCCUUUGGUAAGCCAAGGGUUACAAUUAUUAUUGCUGUGUGUGACAGUCUUCUCAGGAAUGGAGUUGUGUAUAGAGUCAGUUAGUUCAUGGAUCAAGCAGUUAUACGCAGUGUCAGGAUCGCAAGCAUUGUAAACAGUUGCCCAUGAUUUAGCCUCCUCUGCAGUUGAAGACCAUCAAUGUAUGACCUAUCACUUAGCCAGGUUUCACUGCAAGCAAUCAAAUCAGAGCUGCACCCUGUAAUGGACAAUAGAGAGAUUAAUUGAUCAUGGUGUUUGGUGAGGCUUCUGAUAUUAAAAUGAAUUGCAGAAAAGUUGUUGCUAUCAUUAAGGUAUUUCAAUUGUUCAGGGUUGUACUGUUUGCAAGUAAUAUUAACAUUAUCAUCAUAGCAGUGUUGAGUAUCUCCAUCGUUGUUAUCAAAGUUAUCCAUACCCAUUUAAGUACAGUUCUUCAUUUAGCACUACAGGGAAAGUAUUCAAACAUAAAAUAGAUAAACAUAAGCAUGCCCACGAGCACAUGGAUAGCCAUGCAUGGGCGUCUAUUUUCAUACAGUUGCAUUCACACUCAUUCAUACUAAAGACCCAUCCGCUCAUGUGAAAUAUAGAUUGACACAUAUGUAUCAUUAUAAUCUCAAACGAUCACUCGUCAUCCACAAUAUUGUAAAAGGGGGGAAAAAAACGUCGCUAUGCAUAAGAAUUUAUAUUCAUUUUCAUUUUGAAACAACCCAGAAUCAUUUCAUGAGAGAAAAAAAAAAAAAAAACUAGGAAAUAACCCAAAAUAUACAGGAAGCCACAAGUCAAUAGCCCAAAAUCAACAGAAAGUGACCCGAAAUCAGUAGGGAGUCACCUGUAAAUGCCUUAAAAUCGACAUGAAGUGACCGAUGAACAGAAAGUGGCUCGUAAAUGCCCCCAAGAUCAACAGGAAAUGACCCAAAAUGUACGUGAAGGGAGCCAAAAUCAAUAGGAAAUGACACGUAAGUACCCCAAAAUCUACAGGAAGCGAUUUAUGAGCACAAAGUGACAGGAAAUGGAAGUGACAGAAAAUCAAGAGGAAUUGUUGAUUUUGAGUCGCUUCCUGUUCAGGAAUCCAAAAUCAACUGGAAGUGACCUGGAAAUGCCCCGAAAAAGAAAAGGAUGUGACCAGAAAAUCAAGUGGAAAUGUUCAUUUUAGAGUCACUUCCUAUUCAUUUGCGGACAUUCUUGAGUCACUUCUUGUUCAGUUACCCAAAGUCAACAGGAAGUGACCAGUAAAUGCUCCCGAAUCAACAGGAAGUGACCCGUAAAUGUCAUUUGAGUUGAAGUGACCAAAAAUCAACAUUUUCUGUUGAUUUCGGAGUCGCUUCCUAUUGAUUUGCGGAAAUUCUUGAGUCACUUCCUUUUCAGUUACCCCAAAUAAAGAGGGAGCAACCCAUAAAUGCCCCAAAACCAACAGGAAGUGACCCACAAAUGUCCCAAAAGAUGAAGUGACCAAAAAUAAACAUUUUCUUUUGAUUUUUGAGUCACUUCCUAUUCAUUUGCGGAGAUUCUUGAGUCACUUCCUGUUCAGUAAUCCGAAAUCAACAGGAAGUGAAAUGUAAAUGCCCCAAAAUCAACAGGAAGUGACCAGUUAAUGUCCCAAAAGUUUAGGAAGUCACCAAAAAUCAACCGGAAGUGUUGGUUUUGAGUCACUUCCCAUUCAUUUGCGGACAUUCUUGAGUCACUUCCUGUUCAGUUGCCCCAAAAUCAACAGGAAGUGACCUGUAAAUGGCCCAAAAUCAACAGGCAGUGAGCCGUGAAUGGCCCAAAAUCAACUGGAAGAGACCAAAAAUUAAAAGGAAAUGUUGAUUUUGAGUCACGUGCGUAUUCAUUUGGGAACAUUUUUGAGUCACUUCCUGUUCAAUUGGCCCAAAUCAACAGGAAAUGGCCAGUAAAUGCCCCAAAAUCAAACAGGAAGUAGCCUGUAAAUGCCCCAAAAUCAACAGAAAGUGACCCAUAAAUGUCCCUAAAGAUGAAAAGACCAAAAAUCAUCAUUUUCUGUUGAUUUUCCAGUCGCCUUCUACUCAUUUGAAGACAUUCUUCAGUCACUUCCUGUUCAGUUACCCAUAAUCAACAGGAAGUGACACGUAAAUGCCCCAAAAGUUGAGGAAAUUACCAAAAAGCAACAGGAAAUGUUGACUUUGAGUCACUUCCCAUUCAUUUGCGGACAUUCUUGAGUCACUUCCUUUCCAGUUGCCCAAAAUCAACAGGAAGUGACCUGUAAUUGCCCCAAAAUCAACAGGAAGUGACCUGUAAAUGUCCCAAAAGAUAUAGUGACCAAAAAUCAACAUUUUCUGUUGAUUUUUGAGUCACGUCCUAUUUCUUUGCGCACAUUCUUGAGUCACUUCCUGUUCAGUUACCCAAAAUAAACAGGAGAUGACCUGUAAAAUCCCCAGAAUCAACAGGAAGUGACCAAAAAUCAACAGAAAAUGUUGAUUUUGAGUCACAUUGUAUUUAUUUUGGGACAAUCCUGAGUCACUUCCUGUUCAGUUCCCCAAAAUCAACAGGAAGUGACCCGUAAAUGUUAUUAAAGUUGAGGAAGUGACCAAAACUCAACAGGAAAUGUGGCUUUUCAGUCACAUUCUUAUUCAUUUGGGAACUUUCCUGAGUCACUUCCUGUUCUGUUACCCAGUAUCAACAGGAAGUGACUCGUAAAUGUCCCAAAAUCAACAGGAAGUGACCCGUAAAUGUCCCAAAUGUUGAGGAAGUGACCAAAAAUCAACUGGAAGUGUUGGUCUUGAGUCACUUCUCAUUCAUUUGCGGACAUUCUUGAGUCACUUCCUGUUCAGUUGCCCAAAAUCAACAGGAAGUGACCUGUAAAUGCCCCAAAAUCAACCGGAAGUGACCUGUGGAUGCCCCAAAAUCAACAGGAAGUGACCAAAAUUCAACAGGAAAUGUUGCUUCUUAGUCACGUUCUUAUUCAUUUGGGGACAUUCUUGAGUCACUUCCUGUUCAGUUACCCAAAAUCAACAGGAUGUGACCUGUAAAUGUCUCAAAAGUUAAAGUGGCCAAAAAUCAACAUUUUCUUUUGAUUUUUGAGUCACUUCCUAUUUAUUUGAGGACAUUCUUGAGUCACUUCCUGUUCAGUUACCCCAAGUCAAAAGGAAGUUACCUGUAACUGCCCUAACGUCAACAGGAAGUGACCCAUAAAUGUCCCAAAAGUUGAGGUGACCAAAAAUAAAAUUUAAAAAAAUUUGAUUUUUGAGUCACUUCCUAUUCAUUUGUGAACAUUCUUGAGUCACGUCCUGUUCAGUUACCCCAAAUCAACAGCAAAUGAUAUGUAAAUGCCCCAAAAUCAACAGGAAAUGACCUGUAAAUUCCCCAAAAUCAACCGAAAGUGACCCAUAAAAGUCCCAAAAGUCGAGGAAGUGACCAAAUAUUAACAGGAUGUUGGUUUUGAGUCAGUUCAUGUUCAGUUACCCAAAAUAAGAGGAAGUGACCUGUAAAUGCCCAAAAAUCAACAGGAAGUUACCCGCAAAUGUCCCAAAAUCAACAGGAG